Messenger RNA from Puntigrus tetrazona (Sumatra barb), 889 nucleotides. RefSeq names its product LSM4 homolog, U6 small nuclear RNA and mRNA degradation associated (gene lsm4). Gene Ontology annotation, cellular component: U6 snRNP; spliceosomal tri-snRNP complex; P-body. Gene Ontology annotation, molecular function: U6 snRNA binding. The transcript is spliced from 6 exons. Gene Ontology annotation, biological process: spliceosomal snRNP assembly; mRNA splicing, via spliceosome; nuclear-transcribed mRNA catabolic process. The record is from RefSeq and is a predicted model, not a curated record. NCBI's taxonomy places the organism in Eukaryota, Metazoa, Chordata, Actinopteri, Cypriniformes, Cyprinidae. Bases 199 to 630 code for a protein of 143 amino acids.
AUAAAUAUAGAAAUCGCGAAGCGGAAAAUAUUUAACGGCGAGACUUUUAUUUUGACGACUUCCGCUUUCACCUGGAAGUACAACAGUAAACGUUUUGUAGGCUACCUUGUGUUGCGAAGAUUCAGAAGAAACCUUCGUGAUUUAGUUGCCCAAAUCUUUAUCGGGGAUUUCAAAAGACUGACUAGUCGCUCAGCUGACAUGCUCCCGUUAUCUUUACUGAAGACCGCACAGAACCACCCGAUGCUGGUGGAGUUAAAGAACGGCGAGACGUACAACGGCCAUCUGGUCAGCUGUGACAACUGGAUGAACAUCAACUUGAGAGAAGUUAUUUGCACGUCACGUGAUGGAGAUAAAUUUUGGAGGAUGCCGGAAUGCUACAUCAGAGGAAGCACGAUUAAAUACUUGCGAAUCCCCGACGAGAUCAUAGAUAUGGUGAAAGAGGAAGUUAUGUCAAAGGGACGCGGCCGAGGGGGCAUGCAGCAGAACAAGCCACAGGGAAAAGGCAGAGGAGGCGGACCUGGGAGAGGUGGUGGAUCCGGCAGAGGUGUUUUUGGUGGACGUGGCAGAGGCAUGACGGGAACUGGUCGUGGACAGCAACAAGAUAAAAAGCUUGGAAAACCACAAGUUUGAUCGUCAGCCAGGAAACGGUGAGCUUAAUUUGAAACGGGAGUCCUGAAUUUCUGUGAAGAUUUUAAUUUGGACAAGCUGACGUAAAGACGCUCUUCCAUUUUCCUCCGGAUGGUUUUUAUUUUCUGUUGUUUCACAUUUUGGUGCAUGUUUUCACAUUGCCGUUUUAAUUUUAUUUUUUGUUUGUUUUUGUGCUUUAAAAACAACCAUGGUGUAACUUGUGUAUAAUGCACUUGUGAAUAAAUAAUUUUUGUUAAAUAUU